CGUUGUUUACCUUCGCAACAAAUAGCACGCCGAUUAAAUAGCGAAAUUACGUGAUAAGUUUGCUUGAAAGCUGAAUUAAAUCGCUGUCACUAUGGAAGCCAAGCCAGCGGUGACGCCACAGCCACGUCCCCGUACCAUGGCAGAGCCGCUGCACAUCCAGCGCUUGGAAGCGGCGCUCAAUAUGCGUCCCUUCAUGGACAUGGCCAAGAGAGCAUUGCGGAAACCGCUGAGUAGCACCGAGGAAAGUGACGAGGACCAGACGGUCAAGAAAGAACAGGAUACACUGGACUCCGAUGACUCCUCUACCGUUGGUGUCGUCCGGAUGAAACAUUCCAAAAGGCGAAAAAAUCGUCUGUUGGGCAGCAAGGAGGAACGUCAAAGCGUUAAGGCUCAGCUUUAUAAUUUUAACGAUCUGACCAGCGAUCGGGAGUGGCUGUACGAUCUCCUCCUCAGCGACACGGAAAGCGAUGACCCCACCAUCACCGAGGAUGAGUAUGUACAGCAGAUGCUGAGAGAGCACGUCCGCGAACAGCGUCAGCGAAAGAACUACUACAAAAAGGCCACAAACGCCCAAUAUGCAUACUAUGGCAGUGGCUUGCUGUCCAACCACGACAUCUUUGCCGAGCGUCAGCAGGCUACUGCAGGAGUGCGUAAAAGGCGUCGCCGGACAAAGCAAGAGAUCCUCAUGGCCCGUUUGGCCGAAGCACAAGCUGGACCAAAGCCACCCAAACAACGAAGGAGGGGUCGCAAGAAGCGAGAUAUCACAGGAUCACCAGAAUCUGGUGAAGUACCACCGUCGGAGCUGGGCAAAUACUCCUUCGGUGACACACUGCCAACAAACGAUGACGAAGACGAAGAUGGUGGCGAGGUGGAUUAUAAAAGAGAGCUGGCCAGUUUGGCUCUGGACUAUCCGGAAGAAGAAGAGAUCGAGGAGGAGGUGGACGUCGUGGGCGGCACAGAGGGUCAAGUGACAAAAGUCCGACGAAAGCGAAAGAACCCAGCAGCCUUGGCCGCUCGUCGUCGUCGCAUCUGGCAAAUUAUGUCUAAGAAAGAAUCCGGCAGACUGCAACGCAUCAAGAGUACCAAUCACAAGGAUAUGCUAGCCAAUUGCAAGCGGGUGGCUGGCAUGUGUGCUAAGGUGGUGCGCCAGCGAGCCAUAAACUCCCAAAGAACCAUGAAGGAGACGGUGUGGCGUGCCAAGCGACUGACGAGGGAAAUGCUCACCUACUGGAAGCGCUAUGAGCGCGUGGAGCGGGACCAGCGGCGCAAACUAGAGCGUGAAGCGGAGGAGCAGAGGAAACAGGACGUGGAACUCAUUGAAGUAAAGCGACAACAGCGUAAGCUAAAUUUCCUGAUCACUCAAACCGAACUGUAUGCCCACUUCAUGUCCAAGAAGCUCGGUCAGGGCAGCGAAGAGGAUCAACUACGCAUUCUCAGCCAACUGGAUGAGGAGACUAAUGCUAAAUUAUCGGUUCAAGAUGACUACGAUGCCGGGGAGAUGAAGCAGCUCGCUCAGAUAAGCGCCGAGGCAGCUAUGCAAAGAGAUCUAGAUAAAACUAAGGCAUUCGACGUAUUCAUAAAGAAAAAAGAAGAAGAGGAGAAGGAAAAAGAACUGGAAGAGGAGGAGGAGGAUAAAAAACCAGAGCCACGACCUGAAAUGAAAGACCUCCCUCAACCGAAGAUGUUCAAGGGAACCCUUAAGGGUUACCAAAUCAAGGGCAUGACAUGGCUGGCUAACAUCUACGAUCAGGGAAUCAGUGGUAUUCUGGCAGACGAAAUGGGUUUAGGCAAGACUGUGCAAUCGAUAGCUUUCCUUUGCCACGUCGCCGAGCACUACGGAGUUUGGGGACCCUUUUUGGUAAUCUCACCAGCAUCCACUCUGCAUAAUUGGCAGCAGGAAAUGUCCAGAUUCGUGCCCGACUUUAAAGUUGUGCCAUAUUGGGGUUCACCUGGAGAACGGAAGAUUCUUCGGCAAUUUUGGGACCAAAAGCACCUGCACACUCGGGAUGCCAGCUUUCAUGUGGUAAUCACCUCCUAUCAGCUGGUGGUCAGCGACUACAAGUAUUUCAACCGGAUCAAGUGGCAGUACAUGGUCUUAGAUGAGGCGCAGGCCAUCAAAAGCGCUGCCUCACAACGGUGGAAGCUACUUCUAGGCUUCAGCUGUCGGAAUCGAUUGCUUCUUAGUGGCACUCCCAUCCAGAACAGCAUGGCAGAGCUUUGGGCACUGUUGCAUUUCAUCAUGCCGACGUUGUUUGACUCCCAUGAUGAGUUCAACGAGUGGUUCUCCAAGGACAUUGAAUCGCAUGCUGAAAAUAAAACGGGAAUCGAUGAGAAACAAAUAUCCAGACUACACAUGAUCCUGAAACCCUUUAUGUUGCGGCGCAUUAAGAAGGAUGUAGAGAAUGAGCUGUCGGACAAGAUCGAAAUUAUGGUCUACUGUCCACUGACCAUUCGCCAGAAGUUGCUCUACAGAGCGCUGAAGCAAAAAAUUAACAUUGAGGAUCUUCUGCAUUUAACUAGUUCCACUACCACUGCAUCAUCGUCUUCGGCUUCUAAUCUGAUGAAUCUGGUCAUGCAGUUCCGCAAGGUAUGCAAUCAUCCAGAACUCUUUGAACGACGAGAUGCUAGAAGUCCGUUUUUCAUGCGAUGUGCGGAAUAUACGAUUCCCAGACUGGUUUACGAGAAUGGACUUCUUCACAGAUUGUUGCCUAGUCGGAAACAUUUGCUGUACAACAGGUUUAAUAUCUUUAAAUCGGAAUACAUGCAAAGAUCGCUUUUUAACGAUCUGAACGUGGAUAGUUGCUUUGGAUUUACCCGCCUAUGUGAUUUAUCAGUGGGAGAUAUGGUUGAUGUGACUCUAAAUGGAAUUAUUGAUUUUCUUUUACAUUACCAAAGAGUAUUGGAAAAAUACCCGCUUGUAGCCUACCGCCGCUUUUGGUGGAAAAAACAGCCUGACAGUAGAUAUCAACUAUUAGAGCCGAUGUUAGAAAACAAACUUGUCCUAGACUAUAUGUCUGAAAAAUGUGUUCUUAGGAACUUCAUCUUCACAGCUAUGACCGCUAACGAAAGCAGCGUUUACGCUUUUGGCGAUUAUUUCACAUACAAUAUGCAGGAAACUAUUGAGCAUCGUGUGAUUCGAUCAAAGAUUCUCAUGAUCGAAGAGAUGGAGGAGGUGUCCAAUAUGGAAAUAGAAUCCGUGGAAGUUCAAACUAAAUCAAAUGCUAAAAAUGAUGUUAAAAUGACAACGUUGCUUCUGCUGCCAGAGUUUCCAUAUCGCCCUCGAAAACCCAGAAGUUAUAAAUGCGCACCGCUCUCUAUGCCGCGACUUCUUUACGGUUUGGGUCAGAAAGUGCAGGCGGUUGAUAGGCGUUUAUAUUGUGAGAGUCGUUCUGCUGCCUGGGCACAGAUUCGUCACAAUCAAUGCGAGAACAGCCAGGGCAGGGAGCUCGUCUCGGAAAGUUUGGCCUUGUGUAAGCCUCAUAGUGGAUGGUCUUCUAUCGUGGUACCUGACAAGGAGACGCUGAUCACUGAUGCCGGUAAACUAUUUGUCCUAGACACCCUGCUCACUCGUCUUAAGGCAAAUGGCCACCGAGUUCUGAUCUACUCGCAGAUGACCAAAAUGAUUGACCUGUUGGAGGAGUACAUGUGGCACCGAAAACAUCGCUAUAUGCGAUUGGAUGGCUCAAGCAAGAUUUCAGCUCGUCGCGAUAUGGUGGCUGAUUUUCAGACUAGAGCCGAUAUUUUCGUUUUCCUAUUGUCUACCAGAGCUGGUGGUCUGGGAAUCAACUUAACAGCCGCUGAUACGGUCAUCUUUUACGACUCCGACUGGAAUCCCACUGUCGAUCAACAGGCCAUGGACCGAGCCCAUCGUUUAGGACAAACCAAACAGGUGACUGUCUACCGACUUAUCUGCAAAGGAACCAUCGAGGAGAGGAUUCUGCAGAGGGCCCGAGAAAAAAGCGAGAUACAACGCAUGGUCAUAAGUGGCGGCAAUUUCAAACCCGACACUCUCAAGCCCAAGGAAGUGGUCUCAUUGCUUUUGGAUGAUGAGGAAAUUGAAAUGAAAUAUCGCCAGGAGGCCAAACUUCAGUCCUCUUCACCGACUCCAGCCGGCUCUCAAGGCGAACGGAAAAGACGUCAUCCCAAUAAGGAUGUAAAUAUGGGUGGCACCACCAUCGCGGCCACAACAUCAACCCAAUACCCCGACGACGAUGUGCCCAGUUGCAGUUCGGCAGCAAAGCGCCUGAAAGUGGAACCGGAUGAGGACCUGAUCGACGUGGGUAUUACAUCAUCGGCCUCGAGUGUUGGCACGGAUAGCAAUCAUCCGACCCUCAGUCAGGAAACCUAUGUGCCAGGAGCAACUUGCGUCCAGCAGAUGGACAACGAAUCCGAAAAUGAGGCUUUGGUGGUGGAUGGAGAUAGCCCUACGCUGAUGGGACAGAAUGAAUCCAUGAACUUCCUUGGCGACCUGAGCGGUAUUUCGCCGAUGCGGCGACGUCACCACCCGCGCGGCACCAAACGAGGACGUCCAAGGGGCAGCACGCGGCGCGGCGGCGGACACGGCUCGAUCCCGCGCGUGCUAACGCCGACGCAAACGCCAACGUCAGCAGCGGUACCGGGAACGCCGACGCAGGCAGCAGCGGGAACAAGAGCGGGAAUGGGUACUCCUUCACCCCUGCCGCAGCAGGAAGUAAGCGGCGGUGGCGACAACGCCGGCGUCUCGUUUAACGAAGAUGACUUUGGAGCUAGUCCAUCUGGACAAACGCCAGGAGUAACCUCUAAACGCGGACCUGGACGACCCCGCUCUAAAACCGCCACGCCUGUGAGUCGAGGAACUCGCGGAGCUCCACGUGCCCGCCGACCCAUGGGUCCAUUGCUGGUGCCAUUGGGUAGAAGUCCAGAUGCCACGCCCCCUGGAAGCAGUCCGGCCACAAGUCGGGCACCCAGUCCUUCGACAGGAUCUCAUUUCGGCGGCGGACAGGAUUAAAUCCAUGAAAUUAUAACUAUUUUUGAAAGACUAGAAAUAAUAAAAAUCAAGAUAUU
Drosophila eugracilis is the source of this 5043-nucleotide messenger RNA. RefSeq names its product chromatin-remodeling ATPase INO80 (gene Ino80). Gene Ontology annotation, molecular function: DNA binding; histone binding; ATP-dependent chromatin remodeler activity. Bases 92 to 4987 code for a protein of 1631 amino acids. Gene Ontology annotation, biological process: DNA-templated transcription; chromatin remodeling; DNA repair. The record is from RefSeq and is a predicted model, not a curated record. NCBI's taxonomy places the organism in Eukaryota, Metazoa, Arthropoda, Insecta, Diptera, Drosophilidae. Gene Ontology annotation, cellular component: Ino80 complex; nucleus. The transcript is spliced from 14 exons.